Messenger RNA from Trypanosoma theileri, 1956 nucleotides. RefSeq names its product putative peroxisome targeting signal 1 receptor. Gene Ontology annotation, biological process: protein import into peroxisome matrix, docking. Gene Ontology annotation, molecular function: protein binding. NCBI's taxonomy places the organism in Eukaryota, Euglenozoa, Kinetoplastea, Trypanosomatida, Trypanosomatidae. The transcript has a single exon. Gene Ontology annotation, cellular component: cytosol; peroxisomal membrane. The record is from RefSeq and is a predicted model, not a curated record. Bases 1 to 1956 code for a protein of 651 amino acids.
AUGGAUUGUGGAGCUGGGUCUGCACUUGGGCGUCAGUUCGUGAAGGAUGCACUUCACAUGCAUGGAGGCGUUGGUAUGGGCACCAGCGGCAACCCAGAGCAGGAUGCAUUGAUGAACGAAAUGAUGAUGAUGCAGCAACAACAGCAGCAAUCUGGACAUACGGGUGAAUGGGCACAACAGUUUGCCGCACAUCAUCAUCAUCAUCAUCAUAUGAAUAUGCAGCGUCAACAGAAUGACGUCGUUAUGCUUCAACAACAACAGCGAGAAAUGGAAGAGGCAUUUCGUGCGUCCUCUGCAGUUCCACAACAGGCAGUACCGACUCCUGCCAUGAUGGGGCCUCACAUGAUGGGGCCAAUGAUGGGUGGUCCUGGUUUCGCUGGCUUCAUGAUGGGUGGACCGUCAAUGAUGAUGAUGCCACAACAUCCUCAAAUGAUGGUACCAUCAAGACCAGUAAUGGCAACAGCAACGAAUAAGGCAACAACACAGGAGGCAACAAGCACGGCAACGGCAGUGGAGAGUAAUCAGACGCAGGAGGAUAAUGCAUGGACAGAGAAACUGCGUGAGGCAGAAUGGGGGCAGGACUACAGCGAUGUACAAGAGUACACUCUGGAUGGACAGACACCGCAAACAAUGGAAGAGCAUGCGGCGAACUCCAAGUUCUACCAAUUUAUGGAUAAGAUCCGAAAUAAGGAACUCAUCAUUGAUGAAGAGAUUGGACAGGUAGUGGAAGGACCUGGACCCGACCCGGAUGUUGCUGAGGACACUGAAUAUUUAAAAGAAUGGGCCAACGCAGAGGGUCUUGAGAUGCCACCAGGUGUUUUUGAGCAUAUGCAGCAGCAAGGGGGACUACAUCAAGGCGCGGGUUACAUGCAUGCUGGGAAUGAUGGUGGUAUGCCACUUGAGAAGGAGUUUGAUCCCACAGAAGAUUUAGAGGAUUGGGCAAAAGAGUAUGCAGAGCUACAGGAACAGAUGCAGAAGGCACAAAACAACACAGAUUACCCAUUUGAACCAAAUAAUCCGUAUAUGCAUCACGAUAACCCGUUAGAAGAAGGACGAGAAAUGCUGCAAUUGGGAAAUCUCGCUGAGGCCGCUCUUGCCUUUGAGGCCGUGUGCCAAAAACAGCCGGAGUAUGAGGAAGGAUGGCGUCUGCUAGGUACCACACAAGCCGAGAAUGAAAAAGAUAUGCUUGCUAUCAUUGCCCUAAAUCAUGCACGUAUGUUAGAUCCAAAAGACUCCGCCGUGCAUGCCGCACUUGCCGUAUCGCACACAAAUGAACAUAACUCACAAGCAGCUCUACAAUCAUUGCGUGCGUGGUUACUCUCCAACCCACAGUAUGAGCAUCUUGGUUCAGUAAAUCUUCAGGAUGUGGCAGGUCCAGGUGAAGAACUGGAUGUGACCAGUGAAGACUUUUACUUUGCCGCACCAAGUGAAUAUCGUGAGUGUCGUACACUUCUACAAGCCGCGGUGGAGAUGAACCCAACGGACCCACAGCUGCACGCUAGUCUCGGUGUUCUGCACAGUCUAUCAAACCGCUUUGAUGAUGCCGCCGCUGACUUCCGCCACGCUGUUGAACUUAGACCAGAUGACGCGAAGUUGUGGAAUAAACUUGGUGCCACACUUGCGAACGGCAACAAACCAGAGGAGGCACUGGAGGCAUACAAUCGUGCACUCGAUAUUAACCCUGGAUAUGUACGGGCCAUGUACAACAUGGCAGUGUCGUACUCCAACAUGGCACAGUACCCACUCGCGGCGAAACAAAUCACGCGGGCCAUUGCCGUUCAGUCGGGUGGAACACAACCACAAGGUGAGGGGUCGCGUCAGUCCACACGUGGAUUGUGGGAUCUUUUGCGUAUGGCCCUUAACCUCAUGGACCGCAGCGACCUGGUGGAACUCACAUGGGAACAGGAUGUAACACCAUUCCUGAAGGAGUUUGGAUUGGAAGAUAUGUUGAUUUGA